GCUUGGCAGCAACACCGCGUCAACAGCCUGUGGCCUGGGGGAAGCGCAGGAGCAACCACCUUCAACCCAUCUCAGUCACUCUCUAUACAAUCAAAUAUCCGUCCCAUUAGAAGCUGUUAGAAGCAGUUAUUUUGCCAUCUCUCCCUCUUCUGAAGUUCUUACUUGUGCGUCUCAUCAUGGCCGAUCGGUACUCGUUCUCGUUGACUACGUUUUCUCCCAGUGGAAAGCUGGUCCAGAUUGAAUAUGCUUUAAAUGCCGUGAACCAAGGUGUUACUGCUUUGGGUAUUAAAGCCACAAAUGGGGUGGUUCUUGCUACAGAAAAAAAGUCCUCCUCGCCCCUGAUAGAGCCUCCUUCUCUCUCGAAGGUCUCCCUAAUCACCCCGGAUAUCGGCAUGGUCUACUCUGGCAUGGGCCCCGAUUACCGUGUCCUCGUCGAUAAGGCCCGUAAAACCUCCCACACUGCUUACAAACGCAUUUACAACGAAUACCCGCCAACGAGAAUAUUGGUCCAGGAUGUCGCCCGAGUUGUCCAGGAAGCUACGCAGUCCGGUGGUGUCAGACCAUAUGGUGUCAGUUUGCUAAUCGCAGGCUGGGAUGACGGUGUUGAACCCACAAUCGCGGGAAGUGAAUCAGAUACAGACAAAAAGAAGGUGUCAGGGAAGACAGGAGGGAUCCUCAAGGGCGGCCCUAGCCUGUACCAGGUCGAUCCUAGCGGCAGCUAUUUCCCAUGGAAGGCCACAGCCAUUGGGAAAAGUGCGACCAGCGCGAAAACGUUCCUUGAGAAGAGAUACACAGAAGGUCUUGAGCUGGAAGAUGCCAUCCAUAUUGCACUUCUCACGCUGAAGGAGACCAUCGAGGGUGAGAUGAAUGGUGAAACUGUUGAAAUCGGCAUUGUUGGACCACCUGCCGACCAUCUAUUGGGAUAUGAGGGAGUUGAGGGCGCCAGAGGGCCACGGUUCCGGAAAUUGACCAAGGAGGAGAUUGAGGAUUACUUGACCAACCUAUGAGAUAGACUUUCAUAUUAAGCGCCAUUUUCAGGCUUUUGAUGCUUUUUAAUUAUUUGCCUUUAGCUUUGGAAUGUAGAAAACCAAAGCACGUCCAGAUACAUCUUUCUUUCAUAACCUCUAUUUCAAAUGCCAAAUAAUGUGUCUCAUCCCCAUCGCAACCAGCGACUUGGAGUCCCUUUCGGCUGGUCGCUGGGUGGGGUUGAAUUGAGGCCUCCAGUAUAUUUCUUUCGAAUGUGGUGGUGCCAAUUUUUGAGCCUCUAAAAUACACCCCACUACACACCUCACACAUAUUACGCAGUACACACAGAUUACUAAUACACUCUCAAUGCCCUC
Blastomyces gilchristii SLH14081 is the source of this 1340-nucleotide messenger RNA. Its product is annotated as proteasome subunit alpha type-2. Gene Ontology annotation, biological process: ubiquitin-dependent protein catabolic process. NCBI's taxonomy places the organism in Eukaryota, Fungi, Ascomycota, Eurotiomycetes, Onygenales, Ajellomycetaceae. The coding region runs from base 177 to 1007 and encodes 276 amino acids. The record is from RefSeq and is a predicted model, not a curated record. Gene Ontology annotation, cellular component: proteasome core complex, alpha-subunit complex; proteasome core complex. The transcript is spliced from 5 exons.